AGCCAACAAGCAAGCUCCACCAAUGAAACACAUCCACGUGUCUUAUUCUUAUUGGCUGUUUUCAAGCAACCUUCUUCCUAUUCAUUCGACGGCGAACAAUCGGUACAUGAAAUUGAAAUCGAAGAACCGCAACAAAACACUCCGACAUUCAACACAUUAUGGGUCACCGGCUCUUUCUCCUCCUCUCCUGUUCUCUUCUCGCCGUUGCCUCUUUGGUCGCCGGAGACGACGCCUUCAUCCGUCAGGUGGUCGACGACCGAGUCCAGUCGUUGAACACGGAGGAGCAUCUGCAUCACUUCGGUGUCUUCAAGCGAAAAUUCGGUAAAUCAUACGCGUCACAGGAAGAACAUGAUUACAGGUUCACUGUCUUCAAAACUAACCUCCGCCGCGCAAAGCGUCACCAGAAGCUUGAUCCAUCGGCGGUCCAUGGCAUCACUCAAUUCUCCGACAUGACACCAUCGGAAUUCCGAAAGCAUCUCGGACUGAGAUCUCGUCUCAGGUUCCCGGCGGACGCCAGCGAGGCUCCGAUCCUUCCGACAAACGAUCUUCCCGAUGAUUUCGAUUGGAGAGAUCAUGGUGCAGUCACCAAUGUGAAGAAUCAGGGUUCGUGUGGGUCAUGCUGGUCGUUUAGUACAACUGGAGCACUCGAAGGUGCUAAUUUCCUUGCUACAGGGAAGCUUGAAAGCCUUAGUGAACAGCAACUUGUUGAUUGUGACCAUGAGUGUGAUCCAGAAGAAAAGGAUUCAUGUGAUUCAGGAUGCGACGGAGGUCUGAUGAACAGUGCUUUUGAGUACACUUUGAAAGCCGGUGGGCUUAUGAGGGAAGAAGACUAUCCUUACACAGGAAGUGCUAGUGGAAGAUGUAAAUUUGAUAAAAACAAGAUUGUAGCAUCUGUGAGUAAUUUCAGUGUGGUGUCCCUUGAUGAAGAUCAGAUUGCUGCUAAUCUUGUGAAAGAUGGUCCUCUUGCUGUGGCUAUCAAUGCGGUUUAUAUGCAGACAUAUAUCGGGGGAGUGUCAUGCCCAUAUGUGUGCUCAAAAAGGCUAGACCAUGGUGUACUAAUGGUUGGUUAUGGUGCUUCUGGAUACUCCCCAAUAAGAAGGAAGGAAAAACCAUACUGGAUCAUUAAGAACUCAUGGGGACCAAAUUGGGGAGAAAACGGAUAUUACAAAAUCUGUAAAGGUCCUAAUGUUUGUGGUGUUGAUUCCAUGGUCUCCACAGUCGUUGCAGUUGCCCAACACUAACAUUCUGCAAACCUACUAAACAUAUUUCUAAUUUCUAAUAAUUUAUUUUUAUGUACCAAUACUUAAUUAACAUAAAUAACAAUCUCACAUUCACACCUCUUUAUUAUUGUUGAUAGAUAGUAGUAGCAAACAAUACAUUAUAAUUUAUAAAUAAAUAAAUAAAGUAUAAAGUAUAAAGUACGUGGUGAUUUGUAAAGAGUGUGAAAUAAUUAAACAAUCAUUCAUCCUCAUCACCGAGUAACAUGAAGGAGAAAGGAUGGAAUUUGUACCCAUCUCCUUCAUAGAACUUGUUUUGAAACUCCACCCAGUGAAGUCUUAAUGCGUGUAGAAAGGCACUAAGAGUUUCCAUCACU
Messenger RNA from Lactuca saligna, 1594 nucleotides. NCBI's taxonomy places the organism in Eukaryota, Viridiplantae, Streptophyta, Magnoliopsida, Asterales, Asteraceae. The record is from the annotation of a GenBank genome assembly.